Messenger RNA from Eucalyptus grandis, 1396 nucleotides. Its product is annotated as 7-methylguanosine phosphate-specific 5'-nucleotidase A. The record is from RefSeq and is a predicted model, not a curated record. Gene Ontology annotation, cellular component: cytoplasm. Gene Ontology annotation, molecular function: magnesium ion binding; 5'-nucleotidase activity. Lineage: Eukaryota; Viridiplantae; Streptophyta; Magnoliopsida; Myrtales; Myrtaceae. Bases 21 to 1097 code for a protein of 358 amino acids. The transcript is spliced from 10 exons.
UAAAAACUGGGACUCUGGUGAUGGUGUGUGCACGGCUCCACCACAGCUUCAUCGCCACCGCCACCACCGCCACCACCGCCACCGUUCCCGCUCGCGGCCGCUGCGGCCGAGCUCGCACUCCGGCACCCCGCUUCGGUGCCUUCUUCUCCUCCCUCGUUUCGAGCUCUAGAGAUCGCGGGGAAAUGGGCGACGACGGUCCGUCGAAGGGUUCGGAGGUGGUCGUCGACGAUCGGCAUUCGCUUGAUCGGAAGAUCGACGCGAUCCGGAAGGCCGGGCCUCAGAAGCUCCAGGUGAUUGCAGAUUUUGAUGCGACACUGACUAGGUACUGGAUUAAUGGCCGCAGGGGCCAAAGCAGUCAUGGCCUUUUGCAACAGGGGAAUCCCGAAUACGAUGCUAAGAGGCAGCAACUAUAUGAAUAUUACCAUCCGCUAGAGUUCUCUCCAACAAUUCUGAUUGAUGAAAAGACAAAGCUCAUGGAAGAGUGGUGGGAGAAGACUCAUGCUCUUCUUGUUGAGGGUGGCCUCUCAUAUGAUGAUAUAAAGAAGUCCGUCGCUAGCGCUAACAUUGCUUUUAGGGAGGGUGUAGUGGAACUCUUCGAGUUUUUGGAGGAAAGAGGCAUUCCCAUCCUUAUAUUUUCUGCAGGGCUGGCAGAUAUUAUAGAGGAGGUCUUGAGGCAGAAGCUCCACAGAUCUUUCAGAAACAUUAGGAUUGUCUCAAACCGGAUGGAGUUUGACAAUGAUGGUCGCCUUAUAUCUUUCAAAGGGAGGACAAUUCACAGUCUGAACAAAAAUGAGCAUGCACUUGACAUGGCUGCUCCGCUUCACGAGCGAUUAGGGGAUGCUAAUGGACCAAUUGAUGAUAGUGUCUCAGUGAAGAUGAGAACCAAUGUCUUGCUGCUCGGGGACCAUAUUGGGGACUUGGGGAUGUCUGAUGGUCUGAACUAUGAAACGCGAAUAUCACUGGGAUUCUUGAAUGACAAUAUUGAUGGUUCCAUCGAUAGCUACCGCAAAGCAUUUGAUGUGGUUUAUCUGAAUGAUUUUCCCAUGUGGGGGGUGAUGGAGCUUGCCACUCAGCUUCUUCCAGCUGAAGCUACUUGACUACAGCUGACCCUUUUGGUUAAAUUAUUUGGGCGUUUAACUUUGAGGCGGAAAUUUGUCAUGUAAGAUGAUUAUUGGACCCAGUAGAAAGAUGAGAUUGUAUCUUCUGCUGCUGAAUUACAGGGCUCGCCUCCACGUGAAUCCUGAGAUGAAUCGUGAAGGUGACCUGACGAGAUUUAAUUGGUAGACCCUAUGCCAUGUCGAACGUUGGUAAUGUAGUGACACAUCGGUAUUCUUGGUCCUAAGUCCUUAAAAUUCUAUGCGUACAGAGUCUUCACGCUCUGCCUCUUUAAUUCUUU